AUGACAAUAAAAGUAAUUGAAAUCAACACUCCUUCACCAUAUUUGGUUCUUUCCAAACAUGAAAAGAUUCCAAAAGUCUUAACCAUCUCGAACUCCGCCGAAAAUGAGAAUGACAUCGGGACUUUGACAGCUCACAGUGUUCAUACUGCUGUAUGCACCACCGCAUUGGUCGCUGGUACCGAGUUAUUGGCGGUUCCCGAACCCAUAAUUAAGCAAAAUAUACAAUUGGGCAGAAACGCCGAUGUGAUCAAAACAGGAUCUCUAAGUGUUUCAAAUAUUAUGACGGUCGUCAAGGUAGCAAAAAACUUCAAAUGUUUAAUUAUUGAUGGUACUGUUCUUUCUGAGGAAUCGUAUGAGGUUAUGAAGAGAGAGCUCACCCCAAUUAGUUUUCUUUUUGUGGUCGACGUUGCUCACUUACAGAAAUUCAACGACACGUUGAAAGAUGUCUUCGAACUUUGCUUAGAAAAAUCUGUGGAAACAAACGCUGCAAACAUCCUGGCUAUCAACUGUAUUCAAGAGAAUACAAAUGCAAGUGUUCUUUUCCAAGUGGAUAAUCAAAAGUUUACCGUUUUCCGCCAUGAUAGUCGUUUUACAAAAGUGGGCUGUUCCUCCAUUUCAACUUCAAUUGCUGCAAACCUGGCAAAUGGUUACUCUCUGGGCGGGUCUGUAUAUGGUGCCUUGGAAUACGUGCAGAAUUCCCAGAGUAUCUGUUCUGAAGGUGCUAAAGAUAAGGUCAAUUUUGUUCACAACAUUCGAGUUCCUCUAACUGCAAUGGUUCAAGAUAAAUGCUUUAAGGGGAAUGAUUUGAUUUCCCCCCCAAAGCUGGUCAAAGAUCCUACCGUCACAGGCGACUUUUUGGAUUAUUUGAACAAACACAAAUACGUUGCUAAGCAUUGGGAUGACUAUGUAAACCAUGAUUUUGUUAGACAAGUUGCAGAAGGUUGUCUCGACUUGCAGCAAUUCAAGUUUUACAUCGAACAAGACUACCUGUAUUUGGCAGAUUAUGCGAGAUUGCAUUGUGUCUCCGCAUCCAAGGCACCAGAUCUGUUGGAUAUUGAAAAGGAACUUUUGGUAUUGAGUGUCAUCAAAAGAUCAAUGAACUGUCAUAAACAGAGGCUUCAUGAUUACUACGGUGUAGUUGAUGAGAAUCAUAUGGAAAAAGUUCAAAGGAGUGAUGCGCUGAACAAGUACACCAGAUACAUGGGAGAAAUGGCUAGAAGGGGUAAUUGGAGGGAACUGAUUGCUGCUUUGGCACCUUGUAUGGUUGGCUAUUGUGCCGCUGUGGCCAAAUAUGUCGGAAAGACCGACCCACCAAAGGGUAGCAUCUACGAAGAUUGGACCAAGUUCUAUUCUACUCUGCCUUUAGAGGAAUCCUUGGCUAAAGGGCGUUAUUUUUUGAAUCACAUUGCUAGGACUUGUCCCGAAAAUGAGUUAGAGAGGUUGAUCAAAAUAUACGGAGACGUGUGUGCCCUUGAGGCCCAAUUUUGGGAUUCUCCAUUAGCUUAUAAAGUCUAG
This is a messenger RNA of Huiozyma naganishii CBS 8797, 1515 nucleotides long. RefSeq lists its product as uncharacterized. The coding region runs from base 1 to 1515 and encodes 504 amino acids. Gene Ontology annotation, cellular component: cytosol. Gene Ontology annotation, biological process: thiamine biosynthetic process. The transcript has a single exon. Gene Ontology annotation, molecular function: phosphomethylpyrimidine kinase activity; thiaminase activity; hydroxymethylpyrimidine kinase activity. Lineage: Eukaryota; Fungi; Ascomycota; Saccharomycetes; Saccharomycetales; Saccharomycetaceae. The record is from RefSeq and is a predicted model, not a curated record.